Molecule: messenger RNA, 3882 nt
Organism: Rhipicephalus sanguineus (brown dog tick)
Lineage: Eukaryota; Metazoa; Arthropoda; Arachnida; Ixodida; Ixodidae
Exons: 4
Coding region: 157-1062 (301 amino acids)
Source: RefSeq, a predicted model, not a curated record
AGCAGCCAAUCGCAGCAAAGCCAGCAGCAGCAACAACAAUCUCAGCGUGCGGCUUCCGCACCCGACGGAUCCGCGGCGUCCGUGGAACUGUGCGUCCCGUCCUCGCUGGCCGAACAGCAACAGCAGCAUCACCAGCAGCAGCAGCAUCAGGUGGACAUGAUCUGCGGGACCACCGGCGGUCUGCAGCCGGUCAUGCUCAACUCGGGCCCUUGCCCGCCCGCCACUUCGCCCUACAACCGAGGCCAGUGCGCCUCGCCACCGACGCCUCCGACGACACCGCAGCACGUGGCUGUGGCCGCGGCCGCAACGGGCCGCUUCCUGGGGGCCUCGACUGCUGCCACCUUGGCGCACGAUGCACUCAGCUCGGUGGCGCAGACCGGAGGCAUCGACUGCGCGCCACAGCUACGAGGUCAUGAAGGCGGCACUACCAGUCGGUCUCUGGCCACGUGCAAGUACGGUGGCGGCGUAGACCCCACGGGCACGGCCGCCCAAGCGUCUGCCCACGCCGUUGCCAUGACGACCGUCGACUCGUACGUCCACCUGGGGCUCAACCCAGCAGGUGGAGGGCAGUACGGACCGUGCCCCGGACCCUGGAACGCGCACAGGUUUGCCGACCAGUUCGGCCAAGACCGGUUCCGUAUGGGCUCCUGCUUCGGCCGCGAAGACCACCCGUUGGACGGCUCUGCCGGCCCGAUGGCCGCCGCAGCGGUCGACCGCUCGCACCCGGCCAACUCCGGCGCCAUGUCGACCAACGCGGGUGUCGUGGACCACCACCACCUGUACCGGAACCACAACUACGGCACUGCGGCGGCAGCCGCGGCCGCCGCCGACUUCCGGAGGGCCGCUCCUGCCGGCUUCGUCGAUGCUGACGGGUACUGCUCCACGCGCGGAGUUCUGGGCGUCCAGAACUGCCCGGUCUUCACGCACGUCGUGCAGACCACGGCCCAGGACCAGGGACUGUUCGGCGCGGAUAGCAGGACGCAGAUGAUGGACGCUUCUUCCGGCGCAUGCGCGUACGGAACGGCGCAGGCUCUGGCCGGACACUUCCUGUCGCCCCGAUAGCGUCGCGGAAAAAGUGUAGCAGAUGUGCUUCUGCGGGCAGUAUAACAAUACGCAUGCGUAAUGCGUUCUGGUCGGCGUGUCGUGAAGGAUGUGCUUCUGUGCGCACCUAGUGACGUAUACGAUCGACAUCUUCUGAUGGGUGCGAAGUGGAGAGAGUCCAUGAUCUGCACCUAUGGUGCUAACAACGACGUGGAAUCCAUAGCGCGACGAAGUUCCGGAGGCCCUAAACAACAGAACGGGGACGGAAUCUACGCAAGCUGACGGUGGAUCAUCUUCCGCGGCCCAUAGCUGAAGUGUUCAAGAAGACUUCACCGAAUAUGUGGCCACAAACUAGGCCCGGACGGUGGCGCUUCAAGAACACCGCUAAAAGCUUUGCCGUGCUGUGCCAUCGUUUUAUGAGGAGUGUACAGACAGUGCAGCAAUGACAUCAGCAAGUGAAUGCCACCUGAACAGUGUGACGUGCUGUGUCUGUUCGAAAAUCGCUGUACAGAUCUUUGCGGUAGACUUGUACUGCACAUGUCGCUCCUUCGUACGAAAGUCUCCAAAGAAAGUUCGUUACGAUGAGGACAAGCACGCGAGAGUGCUGCAAUGACCCCUCAUCGACAUGGCCAGCUGACUGAUAGUGAGGCUUGCCGGUCGGCAAUAGGCUUCCGAGGUACACUACAGAGACGACGUGCAACUCAACCUGAAAUGCAGUGUUUUAGGACUUCAGAGGGUCAGUAGUCAGUGUGGAAGUGUGUGCGAACGUCGCGACUCCACAGCUGAUAAGCACUUCGAGGGACAAUAUUCUGAUCACGUGCCGGAUGCGAAAGAAAGCUGCGCUGCAUGUUUUAAAUAGCCUUAGCGUGAACGUUUUGCUUCUUGCAUGUGACAGGUUGCUGCCCAGCGCUCGCGUGGAACAUCCGUGCAAUCAAUAACAUCACUUCUUUCAAAAUACGCUCGGACGGUUCAGACUGACUGUACGGUAGCACCAUAAAAUCGCUGUUACGUCAAGGCAAAACAUAAUCGUUCUUUGUACCACGUAAACUUAUCUCGUACGCCAUGGACGUCGCACUCACUCUUCUGCCCUCAGGAUGAGAAGAUGGAAAGAAGUCAAAAGACCUGCUACCUUUAUGAGCGGGAUGAGUGACGUCAUGGCACUGUCACGUGUGGCACCCGGAAUGAAGAUUGACAUCGCAGAGAAGGCAUCGUCGGUAGUCGUUUUCGUGCGUUUGCCGAGAGUUGUUUCAAAUACCAGUUGUGCUAAUACCAAUUGUGCAAAUACCAAUUGUGCAUUUGCGACAUACACGACAGGCUUGUGUAAGCUAAGAACCUCGGUUGCUUGUACAGUGCGGGACUUCAUGAAAUGAUAUGUGCCUUAUUCUCUUCGCUGCGUUCUUCAGUGCCGAAAAAGUACGUGGCCUCGCGGACAACGCAGUGGAACAUAUCUUGGCUUGUUGCUGUCGAAAGCGACUUAGGAUGCAAAACGGUGCAGUAUGACGUAACGGACAUCCGAGAAAACGUGGCGUUGUUGCAUACAUCUAGAAACAUGGUUCGCAACUGCAGCUGCUUCGCUGCAAUAUCGCGUGUGGCGUAGCUGCCGAUGCCAGUGACGUGGGUGUUUGCAAAUGGUUGUAGUGAACUGUCUCUGCUUCUAUCAUGCGUUGAACGUAUCGUUACAGCGUGUUCCUUAAGUCCAUUCUAUGACACCAAAAGUGGCGAAAAAUAUGGCACAACGCAAUUUUCAAAUUGUGAUGCCUUGUCAGCGAAGAUGCUUGUAGAUAUAUAUCUCGGGAAGACUGUGGCACUAAGUGUUGUCCCAAUAAAUCUGUCCUCAAAGCAUCAUUGCAGCAAAAAAAAAAUGUGUGCGUAGGAUGCCUUGCACAAUAUGACAUAGAUUCAGCCCUCAAUACGUUCGUCUCUACACUCGUAUUCCGCAAAACUUCAUGAAAAACCUAUGCACAGUUCAAGCGUUGUGCUUAAGCUAUGGUGCCAACUGGCUUGGCAGCGUAUCUCGUGCACCAUGACAGGCGAAACUAUGAUACUAUGACACACGCGAAAAGAUACUUUGAUGGCUGAUGAACGCGAAGGGUACAGCACAUUCUAGAUUCGGGACUCGGGAGCGCGCGUUCUAGCUUGCAGUGCACUGCCAGCAGUUGCUUGCGAGGCGCGUAGCUCCCAUCUGUCUCUCGUGCGUACACUUUGUGCACGCCAUCCCCGCCAGCUUGUACACGGUUCCUGAACUACAGGAACCAGGUUGUUCAGUUCCUGAGCUACAUGGCUUCUGAACUACAUCGCUAAUGCAGAAUGCAAGUGACAGUUCCACUGCGGUUGAGCACGCGUCUCGAAGUUCAUUGCGAAGCUGGUUAGCCAAAAUGGACAUCGUCCCCUGGCAACUCACGGGGCUCAGGUGAUGUGGCAUGGUUCCGUCUACAAGCGCCCGCAGUUCUCAACACGUAGCGCUUACGGGGAAAGCACUGAGACCGCAACUUCGAACGCAGGAAGCUGCCAGCCGAAGAUCUCUGCCGAUCGAGACAUUGAAGGACUCUGUGGUGUGAGACGUGCGCCGAACGUUUGUUUUUAUGUGUGUGUGUGGGCGAUGCCUUACUGACUGCGUUAUCGCCAGCCCGCCUGCUGAAACCAAAGAUUCACCUUGAAGUUUCGUUUCGUUCUUCGUUCGUUUUUUUUUUUUUUUGUUCCUCCUUGCGAUAGCCUCCGCUCCUCUACUAUAUUGCGGAGUAAAACUAUACUGGAGUGCUAUUGACUGUGCAGCGCGCGAUCUCUCCUUCUCCUUUCCCUCCAAUAAGCUUCACCACACGACAUCGCCACGGUUCAUUAAAG